CUCUCUCUCCCUCCCACUCAGGUUCGGGUUGCCUCGCCCUCAAGAUCACGAGCAUCCAGGUGCCGGCGCGCGUGAAGGCGGGUGACUCGGUGAAGCUGCACUGUUACUUCGACCUACAGAGCGACAAGCUGUACUCCAUCACGUGGUGGCGAGAACAGGAGCAGUUUUACCAGUUCGUCCCGGCGUCCAACAAGAUGAAGACCAAGUACGAGAGGAACGGGAUCGAAGUGGAUGAGGCCCAGUCCAACAUCACGACGGUGGUGCUGCUGAACGUGUCGCCCGCCACCGCCGGGAGCUACAAGUGCGAGGUGGUGGCCGAAUAUCCAAGCUUCGAAAAGGACUCCAAGCUCAAGAACAUGUCCAUCAUAGACGUGCCCGACAGCUACCCCAUCCUGGUUGUGUCGCGAACCGAGUACUCGCGCGGGGACCAACUUGUGGCCAACUGCACCUCACCUGGAGUCAUGCCCGCACCUGAUAUCGACUGGUUCAUCAACGGGGACCAGGUGGACAAGGAACACAGUCAAGUGGUGACGGAGGUCAUGUCGUCAGUGGGGCUCCUCUCGCCCACCUCCAUGCUUCGCCUCCGCCUCACGCCCCGUCACUUCAAGGAGGGCCGGCUCCAGCUCACCUGCCGCGCCUCCCUCGGCCUCCUGUACCAGCAGAACUCAGACGUGAUCCUCACCGUCCCGGGCAAGACAGCGGCGCCCUCACAGAAACUCUACGGGGCGGGUUCCGUGGUGGGCGCCAACCUGGUCAUGUUCUUCCUAACCUGCCUGGUGACCCUGUUCCUGCUGGUGAUGUAGUGGUGACCUCGAUGUGCCGGGCUGCUGUCGCGCUUACACCCGCGGCGGUCCUCGGCACCCUCGGGCUCUUCCCGCCAGGCGGUAGACACGCCCUGCCCUGGCGACCUGACAGUGACCUCACGAUCCAGUGAUUUACUUAUGAGUGACAUGGACGCGUGUCCUCGUCUUAUCAAUGGCCCGCAGGACACAGGUGACUCUUGCCCACCGGCCACCGUAGAGUUGUUGUCCCGGACAAGUGCAGUGGAGGGCGGCCCCUCUCCCCGCGGACAGAAAGCGGGACCUCAGCUGGCCAGCCCUGUGGGGACAGCGGGCAUGACCGUCUCAGCUCUGUCUCGAGCUGAGCCGACCGUGCCAGCCGACUACGUGGUGACGACGCCGACAUGUAUGGCAGUGCCAGGUGAAUUUUACACUAGUGAGUCAGUAGUGCCAAUAGAAAACUGUUUCGGGCAAAGAAGAACCAUUGCCGAGCACCCGCCCGUGCCAACUCCUCCGCCCUGCGCCUCCCAGGACGGCGGGCCCCACAGCGACACGUGGAGGGCGAGGAUGGAGUCAUUCAUGCCGAGAAGACUCAACGCCCGUCAGCCGAGGCCGCAGGAACCAUGCACCCAGCCCAUGAACAACACUUCGUCAAACCCUGCUCGCUCGGUGUCCCUUGGUGCCUGUGUCCGGGGCCGCUGUGAGGGGUUUGCGUGCAUGGCUGCGCCCCCAAUGUCGCCCAUGCCACCAUACAAAGCCCAGUGCCAUGAAGACGCUUCCCUGAUUACCCGUAAAAAUCAAAACUCGCCUCAGUCUCCUUAUCGGUGUCACAUGAGGUCACAGUCUGACCUCCCAGCGCCACACACCUACUCCGAGCGCCGGGAGAGUCAGAAGGUAGCUUUGCCCUCUGUAGACUUGUCUGUGUCUCACAACCCGGCCCGCUGGAACUCUUCGCCUCGGUUCCCUCCCUCGAGGCACGUGGCUGGAGGAGCGACGCGGGUUGACCGGUCCACGCCGUCUCCGGUGCGUUGCUCCACACCGUCGCUAACCGCCGGGGACUGCGCGUCACGACCUGUGGACCCUGCUGUGGGCGACGCUGCUCGUUCGGAGUGUGUUUCUUCCUGCGUCCAGUGGAUCCACGACCCGGCGCCCCCCUGGCCCGGCACGAAGGCUCCACAGGCCAGGACGCUCUCCGCCGUCCAGCGAGAAGUGGGAUUCGAAGCACAGCAGCUACCAACGACCGUGCCACAAAGACAGCCGGUGGAGGCCAGCGUUCAAUGGUAUUCACACUGCCUGGGUUCUGGCCGCAACGUGAGACGCCAGGGUGAGGGCACAAUGGCAACAAAGGCCACUUACUCGCCGACACUAAACGCUCGAGCGCCCUGCUGUCAAAGCCAAAGCCAGGUGAACAAUGGUGCCGUGUGUCUGCAUUCAGUGCCGUCACGAUCGAGCGUCGGUAGUCCUAAGUUUAAAGUUAAAUUUGUUAAAGGAGAGACACAGUGUGUGACGCAUCAAAGUGCCCCUCCGGCCCCCAAAGCAAACUCAAUUAAGAUUCCCGAGGAUACGAACCCGAAGCCGCCGGAGUGCUCGGUGGCGUUCUAGGGCGCGGGGGACGAGCGGUCUAGGCCGGCGCUCAGGGUGUGUUCGUGGAACUGGUCGGCCGCCAUUUGUUGAAGGCGCCGAAUUCCAGUGACUGGGAAUGUGUGGCUCAGGUUUCAAGUGGACUGAGCGGCGCUGAUCCAGUGAUCGGAGACAGACGAGACAAGCGGCCAGACGCGCCCCGGUGCUCCGACUAGACUUCCAUCUCCUUACAAAUAUAUACUUACUUAUAUUCCCUUUAUGAUGUUGCUCUAUGAAGUAUGUGUCGUAGUCAUGCUGUAGCGGCGUCCCAACCUUUCUGUGGCUUCCAUUCGCUGUACCUUAAGUGAAGCUCCAAUAUGGCGGGUGUAUCGACCUAAGGUUAGGGUUAAGGCGUUGCUGUAAUGAGGCGCGUGUUAGGCAGGCGCAGGACACACUAAGCAGAAGCCAUGUGAGACUAAGUUAACACAGAAUUAAAGUCUUUUACAUGAAACACGAGCUUGUGAGGUGAGAUGAUGAUUCGCUUUCUCAUUAGUUUUCGAAUUCCACCUUAAUGAGGAACCGCAUCUCGUCUUUCUUCUCUCCGCUGAGAAAUGACUUGGUGCAAGUCAGUUCCCGAGACACAAGCGAAUUCCCUCCUACUUUUUCUCUUUUACUGACAUUCCAUUUUCUCUCCGGCUCCGGGAAAGCCUUUAUAAUUUACCUUCUUUUCUUUCUUCCUCCAGCAGUGACGCAACUUUUUUGGUCUUCUUACAAUAUCUGAUUCCACUGAUGAAUUUGAACUUAUUCAACUUCCCUACUUUCCUCGACCACUUCAUUUUCUGGAUGGAAAAGAAAGCGUUCCUUUAAGAAAAAAAGGGACUAUGCCGUGGUAGGGCUUCGCUGUAUGCAUUGCCUAGCAGAGACAACUAUACAGAGUUUCAGUCCUAGAAAAAAAAAAGCCAAGAAGCGUUCCAGGUCACACAGGGUUAAUUAAUCUAACGAAGCCGAUCUACUGAGCUUUCUCGUUUCUUUACAGAACACUUAGAUAGAACAAUACAGUAAAAACUAAGACUUAAGGUAACCUCAGUGUGUGUGUGUGUGUGUGUGUGUGUGUGUGUGUGUGUGUGUGUGUGUGUGUGUGUGUGUGUGUGUGUGUGUGUGUGUGUGUGUUUUUGAGUGCGUGCGUGCGUGCGUGCGUAUGUUUGCUUGCAUGCGUGUGUGGUUGUGUGUGUGUGUGUUUGCGUGCGUCCGUGUGUGUGUGUGUGUGUGUGUGUGUGUGUGUGUGUGUGUGUGUGUGUGUGUGUGUGUGUGUGUGUGAUGGGUGGGUGCGUGCGUGCAUGCGUGCGUGUAUGUGCAUCCGUGUGCGUGUACCCGUGCGCACAUGCUUACCUUAAGCCUCUCUGUACACACUCCUCCCACCUCCUCUCCGGCAGGCCACGUGAUGCUGGCGAGGGAAUGGCUAGCUCCCUUUGGCUGUCACAAGAUCCCAAAAGGUAAAACAAACAUUUAUCUUGCUCAAAAAUGUAUCAUUGCAUAAAAUUCGCCUACGUAUAAUGACAAAUUGUAGACCAUCAUUUUCGGAAAUCGUCGUAACAAACUAUUAUGUAACUGCUUUUUUAUGUUGCCUUAACGACGCAAUUGAGGUGAUAACGAAGAAUAUAUAAACAACCACUACCAAUUAACAAACGUGUGUUAUAAGGGACUGUAAAAUAAGUGUAUAACAAGUUUUUUUUUCUGUCUUGACUUCCCCAGUGGCAGGGAAAGGAGGCCAUGAGAGGUGAUGGAGGGAGAAUGGGUGGAGAAGAGGGGGCUGGUGGACUGGAGGCAGGAGGGUGGUUAGCACGCAUCACACGGCAACACUACCGCCAGACAACAACACCCGACACAAUCUUACACCCCACUCUUAACAAGUUACGCGAUUCAUGAGGGAAGGAGAGGCAGGGAAGAGUCAGGAAAGAAGUCAGGAUACAAAACAAUAAAACAAAACAGCAACACAAGAUAACCCCAGCACCAGACACAAGCUUACAGCCCAUUAACAAGGGGAGGAGAGACGCACGAGAGAGGAAGCAAAGAAGCCAGGCAAAAAGACAGCACACAAAUAAAACCACAUCAACAGCAACGCCGCAACACUUCAUAAAGCAACACCAACACCAGACACACCUAGGCGACGCUCGUAACACCCUCCCCCCUCUCUGCAGGUUACACGAUCCAAGGCAUGACAUCAACCUAAUAUAACUCAUGGCUUCCGCACAGCCACCAGCACAUUUAGAAAACUCGAAAACAGGAACUUCCGCAAUAUAUUCAGUGAAAUCAUAAUACGUAUGAAACGAAAUUAUUAGAUACACAUAUUUUUAGGACGAAACCAAACCCCCCAAAAGCUUAGUCGCUGUUAUAAGAGAGCAAAUAAUAUAACAGCAAAGAAACCACAUUAUCACACACAUGAUCUUCGGCAUUAGGUUCAUAGGGUUUGUAAUACGAAUGAUCCGCUUAGGUUAGAUUCACCUAAACAACAAGGUCAUACAUACAUACAUUAUAUAGGAAGAAAACUCCAUCCCAAAGCGUUUUUAACAUUGCUGUAAGACGAAAGAAUGAACGUCACACAAACAAACACAAAAAAAGCUAAAUAAAUAAAGAUACUCGAAACUGGACACACACACACACACACACACACACACACACACACACACACACACACACACACAUAUAUAUACACACACACACUCACACACACACAAACAAAAAUAAAGAUAAAUAGAUAAAUAAACAAAAGAUAAAAAUAUAAAUACUAGACAACACAGACAUCUGAUCCACCUUCACUUUCCAUCACCAGACAUGUCCUCCUCCUCCUCCUCUUCUUCCUCCUCUUCGCUUGUCCCUCGAGUCGCAAAGAGUGAAGCCAAAACAUUACCAUAGUCUUAACUAACGACGGCAGUGUUAAGUAAUGGACGUGUUACUACUCCUCUAUGUCAUUUAUGUGCAAAGUAUUUAUUCAAAGGGUCAUAAAAAAAGUCAAGCCCGUAGUGGGUAGUUUGAUGUACCGGGAAAAUAUACUAAUAAACUUAUUUAUACAAA
Molecule: messenger RNA, 5411 nt
Organism: Eriocheir sinensis (Chinese mitten crab)
Lineage: Eukaryota; Metazoa; Arthropoda; Malacostraca; Decapoda; Varunidae
Exons: 5
Coding region: 195-803 (202 amino acids)
Source: RefSeq, a predicted model, not a curated record